UUUUGCACACCGUGUGCAGUUUGAUUCAACUUACAUGUUGGCGAUAUCUAUUGGCUGGGUUGGGUAAGUAACCAAUAGAUGGCGCUGCUAUGUGAAACUUACAAACGUGUCACGUUGUGGACCUUCGAUGGACUCUUAAACUACUCAACCGAUUUUAAUGAAUUUUGCACACCAUGUGCAGUUUGAUUCAACGUACAUGGUAGAAUGGCUUACACCUUAAUUUAUCCUCGCAAUAUCAUUUUAUUGUAAAUUAUUUGUCUAUGAUUUGACAUUCACACACAUUCUAAUCUGUUAACUCCAAAUGAUUUUAACAGAUGGCGAUAUCUAUUGACUGGGUUGGGUAAGUAACCAAUAAGUAAUCAAUAGAUGGCGCCGAUAUGUGGAAUCUACAAACGUGUACUAUAACCUACAAUUCACUAACAUAACCACCACAUGUUGUUCAGGCUAAAAUAUAAGUUGAAUAUAUUUUGUACGAACGUAACGAAAACGAAAUACCGUGAAAUUCAAUUGUUUUUACUGUAACAUUUUUGGUGUUAGCUUAACCGGCCACGUGUUACUUAGACUGAAGUGUAAAUUAAAUUUAUAUUCUAGUGAAGAUAAUAGUGAAGCUCCAAACUCUUCAAUUAAAAUAUAUACAUUAAUAUGCCACCGAAAAAAUGUAAUCUAAACAACGUGAGGAGCAGAGAGGUACAACGCAAACGUGUUGCAAGAGCGCAUGAAUCGGCAGAACAAAUCGCUACAAGAAAUUCAGCUCAAAGAAUCAGGACGGCAGAGAGUCGUGCACAAGAACAGCGUGAUGAACGUUUGCGACAGACUAUUACGAGAACAAGAGCGGCACGAGACCGAAACAUAGCUAUAGCACGAGUACACGAACGAUAGAGGCAGCGGAUUAGCCGCUCAUUAAUACGUACAUCAUUUGUUCGUCUUGCUUUUGAAUAUGCGCCAGAUAUUAAGUACUCUGCACAUUCCAAAAUUGCUAUCGGUGGAAAGGAUAAAGUAUGUCAAUAUUGUCAGGCAUUGAAAUUUCGGAAUGAAACACCCGGCAUGUGCUGCGCAUCAGGAAAAGUUGUGCUAUCACCUCUUCCCACUCCUUCGGAACCUUUAUUAUCCCUUCUUGCUGGCGAUUCAGAUGAUUCAAAAUUAUUUUUGCGUAAGAUACGCAAAUUUAAUUUUUGGUUCCAAAUGACGUCAUUUGGCGCAACGAAAAUCUGCGAUUUCGCGUCUGAUCGACGUAAUUUUGAAACUACAUUCAAAAUACAAGGCCAGGUGUACCAUAAAAUCGGAUCAUUGAUGCCCAUGCCUGAUAAUAAUCCAAAAUUUCUUCAAAUUUAUUUUAUUGGCAAUUGUGAAGAGCGCGUGACGACUCGGUGCCAGUAUAAUUUCAUUGAACAAGCAGAGGAAUGAGUGAUAUUGCUGGAAACCUUUUUAGAAGAUCAGAAUCAACUAAUUCGAUUGAUUAAAAGAGUUUCGCCACGACUGCAAAAUGACAACUAUCAAAUCGUCAUCAAAGCCGACAAAGUACCAUUAGGUGAACAUGCUGGUAGGUUCAACGCUCCAACUGUUGAUAAUGUUGCCAUUAUUAUGGUCGGUGAUCCAGUUGACAAAAGAGCUAUAAAAAUUACACGGCGAGACAACAUUGUCAGUACCGUUUCGGAUCUACACCGUUCAUAUGACGCACUGCAACAUCCAUUAAUAUUUUGGCAAGGACAGGAUGAAUACCACCUUAAAAUCAACCAGUGUGAUCCAAAUACCGGUGCUUAUGGAAAUAAAAAAGUUAGUUCAAUGAACUACUACGCACACCGAAUAAUGGUUAGAUUAAAUCAGGACAACUAUAUCCUACGAUUUCGUCAGCUAUUUCAUCAAUCCAUUGUUGAUAUGUUUGCUAAGGUUGAAAGCGAACGCCUGUGAUUCAUUCGAUACAACCAGGCUGAAUUACGAUCGGAAGAAUAUAUUCACUUACGAGAUGCUGUUGCUGGAAACAUCGACGGAAGUUUGAAUCCCAAUGACAUCGGUAAGGCUUUCAUUUUACCUUCAAGCUACAUCGGCAGUCCACGGAAUAUGCAGGAAUACAUACAAGAUGCCAUGACUUACGUACGUCAUUACGGCCGACCGGAUUUGUUUAUUACAUUCACGUGUAAUCCGAAUUGGCAAGAGAUACAAACUUUACUAUUACCAGGACAACAAGCAAUUCAUCGUCAUGAUAUAACUGCACCUGUGUUCAAACAAAAAUUGAUAUCCUUAAUUGAUUUUAUUGUUCAAUAUUCAGUUUUUGGUAUCACACGUUGUUGGCUGUAUACGGUUGAAUGGCACAAGCGAGGAUUGCCUCAUGCUCACAUUUUAAUUUGGUUUGAAGAUAAAAUCCGUCCAGAAGAAAUUGAUCAAAUAAUUUCGGCCGAAAUUCCAGACCCAUUAAUUGAUCCGGAAUUAUUUGAUAUUGUUACCAAACACAUGAUCCAUGGGCCGUGCGGUGCUUUCAACAUGACGUCAUCAUGCAUGGAAAAUGGAGAAUGUAAGAAAAAAUUCCCAAAGCCGUAUACGAAUGACACCAUUACGAAUAUUGACGGUUAUACAAUGUAUCGCCGCAGAAAUAGUGAGAAUGGUGGCCACACAUUCACAAUGCGACUACCGAAUUAUCCAAAUCAAGUAGAACUUGAUAAUCAGUGGGUGGUACCAUACUCACCAUUACUUUCAAAAACUUAUGCAGCACAUAUCAAUGUUGAGCUUUGCAGUUCGGUAAAAUCAAUUAAGGACAUGUAUAAAUAUAUAAACAAAGGCAGUGAUAUGGCCAUAUUUGGAGUACGAAAUAUCAAUAACAAUGACGAAAUAGCACGAUACCAAAUGGACAGAUACAUUAGCAGGAGCGAAGCUAUUUGACAUAUUCUUAGCUUUCCCAUACACGAAAGAGAUCCUUCUGUCCAGCAUCUAGCAAUACAUCUUGAAAACGGUCAACGUGUAUACUUCACUGAAAAAAAUGGUUUUCAAAGAGCGCUUCAGGCUCCAAAAACGACACUAACUGAAUUUUUUACCUUGUGUCAAAAAUCUGAUAUUUUUGGACAAUUCGCAAAGACAUUGAUAUAUGCUGAUGUUCCACGUUAUUUUACAUGGAACUAAUCCAGGAAAAAAUGGGAGCCACGAAAACAAGGAAAACCACAUCCUUCCAUUACAGGCAUAUUCAAAGCUAAGACAUUGGGGCGACUUUACACGGUACACCCAAAGCAACGUGAGUGCUUCUAUUUACGUUUGUUAUUGGUGAAUGUUCCCGGACCAACGUCUUUUAAAUUUCUGCGAACAGUUAAUGGUCGAGUAUUCAAUACAUUUCAAGAUGCAUGUCGUGAACUGCAAUUGCUAGAAGACAAUAACCAUUGGGACUUAACGCUUGCUGAUGCUGUGUUGACAUCAACACCCAAUAACAUUCGUCAGCUAUUUGCAAUUAUUUUGACGACAUGUUAUCCAUCAGAAGCACAAACUUUGUGGGAAAAAUAUAAAAAUUGGAUGACAGAAGACAUAUUGCACCGAAAUAGACAGACAGAUCAAUGCCAAAAUAUAGAUUAUUAUUAUUUAUUAUCUAUUUUUCUUUGGUGUUACCUUUUUCGGUUUUACACCUCCCCCUUUCUUUCUCCCUUCUUACACUGUUAUCGCUUUUUUGUUUUCACCUCCUCUCCCGUUUCUCUUUUACAUUUUUGUUCCCUUCCCCUGCGGUGCCUUUGGACCGACUUUUUUCCCCAGCUGUACUGCAUUUGCACAGGAGUAGAGGGAAACCAUGGAAAACCUCUACCGUACAGUCGGCUGAUAGUGCAGGGUCCCAGUGUACCCUUCUAGUCAGUGUGACGGAAGGGUACACUGGGUCUCUACACCCGUGCCUUCCGCGCAGUAAUUUUUGAACGCGCGAACGGUGUUCCUAAGCGGUCACCCAUCCAAGUAGUAUCCCAUUGAAACGCUGCUUAGCCUCGAUGACCGCCGGAGCAACACCGCACUCGCCCAACCAUUACAGUCGGUUGUGCCAAAAUAUAGAUUAUACGCCAGAGAUGUAUAAUGAAGCGUUAGUGUUGAUCGAGGAUUUAUGUGUGGUAAUUUCAUAUUUACCACUUAAUCAUUAUGGUAUGCCACCACUUAAUCGCCCAGCUACCGACUUAAUCAACGUCGAUUUACAACGAGAAAAACAAUAUGACCGUGAAAAUUUAGCAACAAUUAUUGUGAACAGUGAGCCAUUACUGACACCAGAACAAAAAAAUAUUUAUGAUCGGAUUAUGCUGGCUGUUGCUGCUGAACAAGGUGGUUUUUUUUUCUUGGACGCACCAGGGGGAACCGGUAAGACAUUUUUAAUAUCGUUGAUUCUUGCCAAAAUACGGUCGCAACAGAAAAUCGCAUUGGCAGUUGCAUCGUCAGGCAUUGCGGCUACUUUGCUAGAUGGUGGGUGAACGGCACAUUCAACAUUUAAACUGCCCUUGGACAUUCAUAAUAAACCAAAUGCAAUAUGUAGCAUAAAAAAGAAUAGUGGAAUAGCUGCAGUGUUGCGGAAGAGUUCAAUAAUAAUUUGGGAUGAGUGCACAAUGGCUCACAAAUAUUCACUCGAAGCAUUGCAUAGAACUAUGCAAGAUUUAAACGGCAAUAAUGAACUUUUCGGUGGUGCUAUCUUACUUUUGUCGGGUGAUUUCCGACAGACCUUAUCGGUUAUACCUCGCUCUACCUUCGUGGAUGAGAUUAAUGCAUCUUUGAAACAAUCAUUCUUAUGGCGAAGUGUUGAAACACUUCAAUUAACCAUAAACAUGCACGUACGAUUGCAAAAUGAUCCAUCAGCACAAAUAAUUUCCGAACAAUUACUAGAUAUUGGGAACGGCAAAAUAGAAGUUCAACCAAAUAUGCAAUGCAUUAAACUGUCAGACAAUUUCUGCACUGUUCUUCAGGAAAAAAAUGAAUUGAUUCAAAGUAUUUUUCCGAAUAUACAGAAUAAUUACUUGAAUCACAACUGGCUCAGUGAUCGAGUGAUUUUGGCAGCUAGAAAUGUUGACGUUGACGAAAUUAACUUUCAGAUACAACAGUUGUUGCCAGGCGAUCUGAUGUCUUUUAAAUCAAUCAAUACUGUUUUUGAUGAAAAUGAAAGUGUCAAUUUUUCAAUUGAUUUUUUAAAUUCGCUAGAUAUAUCUGGAAUGCCACCACAUAAUCUUCGAUUAAAGAUUGGUUCCCCUAUUAUUCUACGACGUAAUUUGAAUCCACCUCAAUUAUGCAACGGUACGCGUUUGGUCAUCAAAAAAAUCACUGGAAAUAUUCUUGAAGCAACCAUUUCAACUGGGAAGUUUAACGGAAAAGUGGUCCUGUUGCCACGUACUCCAAUGAUACCCUCAGAUUCUACCAUACCCUUCAGAAGGCUACAGUUUCCAAUUCGUUUAGCUUUUGCCAUGACUAUAAAUAAGUCUCAAGGCCAAACAAUGUCCAUUUGUGGUUUAAAUUUGGAAAAUCCAUAUUUUUCCCAUGGGCAACUAUAUGUUGCAUGUUCACGUGUAGGAAAACCGUCGAAUUUAUUUGUGUUAGCUAAAGACAGGUUAACCAAAAAUAUUGUGCACCGAUUAGUGCUAAAUUAAAUUAGAAGAAUUUAUAAUUCACAAUAAUAAAUAUUAUUGUUAAGGAUUUAAGACUCCCUGCUCUGCCCACCUCAUUCAUAAGUUUAAGUGUUACAUGUUAUUUACGAACAACUUUGUAAUAUACUCAUUUGUUAAAAAAUUGAAUAAAAAUAAUAAUAAAUUUUGAAAUUAAUUCUUUUGUAUUGAUUUUGGCUUAAUAUCAGCUGCAAGAAAAUUUUAAUUAAUCGUGUUGAAAGUCCUUCCCCUUCAAAUCCCAAUCCUGUGGAUGUUUA
Messenger RNA from Diachasmimorpha longicaudata, 5851 nucleotides. RefSeq names its product ATP-dependent DNA helicase pif1-like. Bases 2059 to 2874 code for a protein of 271 amino acids. Gene Ontology annotation, molecular function: DNA helicase activity. The record is from RefSeq and is a predicted model, not a curated record. The transcript is spliced from 4 exons. Gene Ontology annotation, biological process: telomere maintenance; DNA repair; DNA replication. Gene Ontology annotation, cellular component: replication fork. Lineage: Eukaryota; Metazoa; Arthropoda; Insecta; Hymenoptera; Braconidae.